Messenger RNA from Pocillopora verrucosa, 1063 nucleotides. RefSeq names its product BTB/POZ domain-containing protein KCTD6-like. Gene Ontology annotation, biological process: protein homooligomerization. The record is from RefSeq and is a predicted model, not a curated record. Gene Ontology annotation, molecular function: protein binding. NCBI's taxonomy places the organism in Eukaryota, Metazoa, Cnidaria, Anthozoa, Scleractinia, Pocilloporidae.
GUAGUAACAGUAUCAGUUCGUCUCUCUUUUCACUGGAAACAGCUUGCACAAUUCACACUUCAGUCUCCUAUUUCGAGACAACCAAGUAUGGUCGAACCUCCAAGAGUGGUGGGUCUUAAUGUCGGUGGUCAUAUUUACACAACCACGCUUUACACUGUCACUCAGUAUUCCGACUCAAAACUAGGAAAGCUUUUUAGUUUAGAGAGCCAGGUACCUAGGGAUCAAAAGGGAAACUACUUCUUAGACAGAGACGGUGUGCUGUUUAAACACGUCCUCAACUUCUUGCGCACGAAAAAAUUGAUCCUUCCGGACGACUUUCAGGAUUUUGAACAGUUUGAGAUUGAAGCCGCGUUCUAUGGGAUUAAACCGCUUGAAGAAGAGGUUCAAAAUGCCAAGAAAAACAGGAAGCUCAUUAGCUCCGGCCCAGAGAUUCUACGGCUUUUCUACAGCUCGAAGACGCAGCUGGUGUUGGCUGGUGGGUUGGCGGUUAUUCAGAGGCUCGUGCCCAACGUACGAAUGUUGGGUGGAAAUGUCCUGAGCGGCUCUGCCUACAACUUCAAAACGAAUGACAAGAUCGUGGAGGGAGGACAAGCUAAAGUUCCGAUUAAAUUGGAACAGUUAGAUGCUUUUCUACAACAUGUUGUCGACGAGGGUUUUGAGGUCAAGAUGUCAACUUUCUUUUUAGAUGGUCACGCAAGUCAAGCCUGGGUAUUCGUUCGUAAGUAAUGCUGCAAAGAACGACUCAUGCCAUGAACCUGUUUUAACAAAAGAACUCAUAUUGAAUGGUAGAAUCAUGAAAUCUCUUAGCUUUUCUGAGGAAGACACAUCUCGUCUUUUACUGCGUCUAACUAUUAACAUGAAUAUUGUCAAAUCAAUAUACUGUGUAGCAAUAGAAGUGCCAUUAGCGCUAUCUGGGAGCGGUUAUUAUUGUGCCUAAACAGAUAUUGCAGGUGAAUGGGAAAGAAAUGAAAUACCUUAUAUUGAAAUAUAACACGUGGAAUUGUAAUUGUACUUUUACGUUAAAAUGGCUCGAAAGUAAACAUUGACAAAUAUGAAAUUCAGG